ACCACCACUCUCCGACUCGCCAUAGCGCAACUCACUUCAACUCGGCCAGAUUACAGUUGAAAGAAAAAGAAAUCGAUAUCGAAAAUGAGCAAUCGUCAAAGAAAAGAAAAAGAAGAAAUGAUGAUGACGAAGGCAAAGGUGAAGGCGUUUACGGGAUCGAACGUGUUCAUGUCGCGAAACCUUGUCCCCCCCGAAGUAUUCGACAAACUUCACGGCGUUCUCAAGGAUAACGGUGCCCAAGUCUUCCUCUGUUGCGACCCUUCUCGAAACGGCCCCGAUGAUUUCCACAUUAUCUCCUCCAUCGACCAUGAGAAAUUUGAGGAUCUUAGAGCUAAAGGAUGUAAUUUGUUAGGUCCUCAAUGUGUUAUUUCUUGUGCAACUGAAAAUAGAGCUUUACCGAAACAAGGAUUUAGUUGCUGCCUUGCGAUGGACGGCCUCAAAGUACUGGCAUCCGGUUUCGACAAUGAUGAGAAGGUUAAAAUUGAAAAAUUGGUUACAGCCAUGGGGGGAGUUUUGCAUACUAAAGCAUCUUUAGAUGUUAGCUUUGUCAUUGUAAAGAAUGUCCUGGCUGCAAAGUAUAAGUGGGCUUUCAAUAUUUUAAAGAAACCGAUUGUUGCGGUUCAGUGGUUGUAUCAGUGUUGGAGUGAGCACCGUGUUGUUCCUCAGGAUUCAUACAGGGUUCUUCCUUUUACUGGAUUGACAAUAUGUGUUACCAGAAUUCCUGCAGAUGAGCGAAAAGAGGUUGAAAAGCUGAUCAUACAAAAUGGUGGGAAAUAUUCAUCUGAACUCACCAAGAAGUGCACACAUUUGAUUUGUGAUGCUCCUGAAGGUGACAAGUAUAAAGUUGCUCGAAGAUGGGGCCAUGUUCAUAUUGUAGUUCGAAAAUGGUUUGAUCAAUCCAUUGCUAGAAGAGCAUGCCUUAAUGAGGAGUCCUAUCCUGUCCAGGGUGGUUGUGCAUCUUCAAAGAAAAGUGUUAGUGGUUCCUUGUCAGCACAGUAUAGUCAAGAUAAGCUUAGAGGAAGUUCAGUGCCUGCAACUUUGGUGGUUCCUGAAUUUAAUUUGUCCACUGUGCCUUCUACCGGAUUGGGAGAUCCAGAUCUUGAAGUUACUCUCUCUCAGAACAUGUCUUCUGCGGUAUCAGAUGCUCGGGUCAGUUUUAAAGAGGAUGAUGGUGAAGCACAAAGUUUGCAGCCUUCUACUGAAACAAAGCUUGAUGGUUGUGUUGCCAAUGACUCUCAAUCUGAAGACAAUGAUCUAUACUUGUCAGACUGUAGAAUUUCACUUGUUGGCUUUGAAGCUUCUGAAAUGCGUAAGCUGGUUGCCAUAGUGCGCAGAGGUGGUGCAUCCCGGUAUAUGUCAUGUAAUGAUAAAUUGACACACAUAGUUGUUGGGACUCCAUCUGAAUCGGAAAAGAAAGAGGUAAGAAGUUUUGUAGCUUCAGGUGUCAUCCAUGCGGUAAAGACCAACUGGCUUGAAGACUGUGAUCGUCAAAAGAAAGAAAUCUCUGUUCAUCAGAGGCAUGUUGCGUGUGACUUACUUCUUCCUAAAGAUUCUGUAAACUCUGUCAGAGGAGCAGUGACGGGAAUCAUCAAUUCAAAUCAAAAUAAAUCCCCAGUUCUUACAAACUGCAGAAAUGGAAUGCCAUCAACUACGGGGAAAAGUCUAGAUGAUAAACUCAAAAUCAACAUGAAUGGCGACAACUGUUUGAAAGCUACUGUAGGAUCAUUCAAGCAAGUCUUACUGCCUAGAACAAGUACAAAUAAUGUUUGGCGGAAGAAGCAAUGUGACCCAGUAGUCCAAAAUCUUAAGAAUGGGAUUUCAACUGUAUUUAAGGGGAAAACAUUUUGUUUUUCAGUUUCCUUUCCUGAAGACAGGAGAGCUGAAAUUGUUGAAUGGGUGGAUCAAGGUGGAGGGGAGGUUGUUGAGGAUCAUGUAAAAAGGAAUGUUAAUUUUGUUAUCGAGUGUCAUGGUCAACCCAGUUCUAUCACUGAUUCCCAGAUUACUUUUGUUUCUACUCACUGGGUCCGGUCUUGUUUAGAGGAUGGAUCCUUGCUGGAUGUUGGAAGUCAUAUUCUCUAUUCGCCACUUCCCUGUCAAAUUCCUUUUCCUGGGUUUAAAAGCUUUCGCUUUUGUGUUUCACAAUAUGAAGAGAAGGAUAGAUUGCUAUUAAGAAACCUAUGCUUUAUUCUUGGAGCUAAGUUUGUGGAAAAACUUACUAAAAAGGUGACUCAUUUACUAUGCAAGUUUUCCAGUGGACCGAAAUAUGAGGCUGCUUGUAAAUGGGGAAUACAAUCAGUAACAUCAGAGUGGAUAUAUGAAUGUGUAAGGCGGAAUAAAGUUGUUUCUCUGGAUCCAUUUUGCCCAAAAGAAGUUACUGCUCAAGACCAAGAAGCUGGAUUCUGCACCGUGAGCCAAUUUUCGACUCAAGCCACUCAACUGAUGUCUGUGGAUGUUCCAUCUCAGUUAAUGAUUCAAUCACAGGGCCCGAGGACACAAGAUCUUCGUGUUAAAAAUGGGUGCAUUAUUGGGGGUAGAAACGAUGGCUCUAGAGAUGAGGCCAAACAAUCAGAUGGUCAUCUUAAAAGGGCUAGGCACCUGGAAGAUGAUGACCAGAAUGCUUCUGGAGUGCAUAUAUGCCAGCCCUUUGUGAACGAAAAUUCCACUGAAAAUGAAAAAUUAAAAAUUGCAGGUGAAGCUGCUCAAGUUUUGCCUGAUGUAGCUACUGCUAUAGAAGACUUACUGGAGCAAACUAGUAAGAUUCAUGAUCAGAAAUCACCAGAGAGGAAUGGGUGUGACGGAAGUAUAUUUUCAUCUGAUUGUACGGGUCAUCGUCAAGAUACUACAGAUCCUCAUUCUGUUAUUGGGUUAUCUACUCACUGGUUAAACCGGACUCUCAGAAAAGAUGAAUUCAGCAGUCAUUCUCGAGAUGUACAUGUGGGUGGCCUAUAUGAUAGUUUCAGUGAAACACAAACAGAAUCUCAGGUGGUGGGUUAUGAAGAAGAUUUGUCUGGUCGGCAAAUGCUUAUCGACCGAGUUCGGACCCGAGGUAGCAUGACCUGAAGCACUGAAAUCCACUCUCGCCAAGCAAUUAAACUCGAUACCAGCAGCCAAACUAAGCUUGGCAGUUAAAACUUAGUUCUGAUGGGAACUUGAAAAAGAAGGCAAUUUGUAGUUCUUACGAGUAUGAGACCCGUUGACUUGUACCGGCAUGUCGUAUUUGUG
This is a messenger RNA of Hibiscus syriacus, 3222 nucleotides long. Its product is annotated as DNA topoisomerase 2-binding protein 1-A-like. NCBI's taxonomy places the organism in Eukaryota, Viridiplantae, Streptophyta, Magnoliopsida, Malvales, Malvaceae. The record is from RefSeq and is a predicted model, not a curated record. Gene Ontology annotation, biological process: mitotic G2 DNA damage checkpoint signaling; DNA replication initiation; mitotic DNA replication checkpoint signaling.